This is a messenger RNA of Meloidogyne enterolobii, 328 nucleotides long. Lineage: Eukaryota; Metazoa; Nematoda; Chromadorea; Rhabditida; Meloidogynidae. The record is from the annotation of a GenBank genome assembly.
UUUUCCUGCAUUAAAAAAUUUUUUUCCUAAAAUAAAUUAUUUAGUUGGUUAUACCGAAACACAAAAUAUUGUAUUUUCCUACAUCAAAUUUUUUAAGAAUUCCAUGUCUGGCACUCUCUUCUUUUUACACGUUAUUUCUAUCUAUUUUUCUAUCUGCUAUUUUUCUUCGUUUUCGAAUUUUCUUUUUUUGAUAAAAAUUUUUUUAGAAAAAAAAUUUUCUAAUUUUUUUUUUGAAUUUCAAAAAUUCCUUCUUUUUUUGAAAUUCAAAACUCUCUUCUUUUUAUACGCUAUUUCUUCUCAUUUUUUAUUCAUUUUGAUUUUUAAGUGA